This is a messenger RNA of Cannabis sativa, 4352 nucleotides long. RefSeq lists its product as uncharacterized. Bases 298 to 4119 code for a protein of 1273 amino acids. The record is from RefSeq and is a predicted model, not a curated record. NCBI's taxonomy places the organism in Eukaryota, Viridiplantae, Streptophyta, Magnoliopsida, Rosales, Cannabaceae. The transcript is spliced from 12 exons.
UCUAUAUAUAACAUUACUUAUAAUAUUAUAACAUGGAUUCAAUCUUACAUUAAAUCUUCCAAGUUCAAAUACCCAUGUAAAAAAAACAAGACACUAUACCCAAUUACCCAUUUUCUUUUUCCAAUUUUUAAAUCAAUUUGAGCUUGAUGUGAUUGAAUCUUUAGUGGAAUGGCAGGUGGGACAGUUCCGGCAACACACGCAUUUCUUCUCAUUUUUCCCACCCUUUUUCCCAAAUAAUAAUUAUAUAUAUGCAAAGCUACAGUGAAGAGAAUUUUACAGAAGAAAAAACCAACAAAAAUGGGUAGCCAUUGCCAUACCAAGGAAAAGGUUUGUGAAAUAUGUGGUAGCAAUAAUCCUCGUUCUGAAUAUUUACUUGUAACUUGUUCGGUAUGCAACACAACAUGUGAACAUAUUUACUGCAUGCGAAGAAAGUUAAAGAAAGUCCCUAAAGAUUGGGUAUGUGAAUCAUGCCUAACCAGCAGUGACUCGAUUAUGAUGAAAUCUUGGGAGACUGAUGCUGCUGUGACAUCUUCAUUCCAAGAAGAUGAAGCUGUGAGAAGAGCAAUGAGCAAUGAGAAAAUUUCAAAUUCGCAGCAAAAGCCCGUAGAAAAUGAUAUAAUAAUUUUAGAUGAUGACGAUGAUGAUGAUGCAUUUCAUGAGGAUGGUGAUGAGGAAAUGGAUGAUGCUGAGGGGUUCGAUGAUGAUGACAAUAUGAGUGGUGAUGAGGAGAUAGAGGAUUAUGUAGCCGGUAGAGGCCCUGCGUUGAUGCAUGAGGUAAUUAAAGCUCAGAGUAAGGGUAUACGCACACCGAUAAUGUUCAAUGAGUUUGGACAAGUUAUCGGUCCAGCUAGAAACAAGUUUGCAUCGACACUUGGAGCCAUUGUACGCAGAACUGUUAAUAUUAAUCAUAACAGUUGGGCAAAGGUUCCUAUGGCCGAGAAAAAUAAAUUUUGGCGUAUCGUUGAGGAGACUUUUGAGAUAGAUUCGAAAGUGAGGAAAAAGAUUUUACAGAUGGGCGGUAGAUAUUGGAGGAAUUUCAAAGCAAACCUCACAAAAAGAUGGAUAGAAAAACAUAGACACACUCAUCCCCGCAAGCUGAGACACCCACCGAGAGGAUAUAUAUCGGUGAUAAGAAAAAUCGAUUGGGAUAAGUUUGUCAAAGUAAGACUAAGCCCAGAAUGGGCUGAGAAAAGAAAGAAAAUGCAAGCGGUACGAGCAAAGGUUCCUUAUAAUCAUAACAUGUCUAGAGGAGGUUAUAUGUCAAAGAAGGAACAACUAAUGAAAGAACACGAUGGCCAAAUAACCGAGGUUGAUAGAGCUGAGUUGUGGACAUUAGGUCGAACGAACAAGAAGGAAGAGUUGUCUGGUGAGGCGGCAUCUGUGAAAGCUAACAUUGAUCAUUACAGACAACUGCAAACAGAGGGGAAGUGGCCACUCGAAGGGUCUAAUGAUGAGAAAAGCGGUGCUGUUAGGGGUAUGGGAGUUGGUGUGAUGCCCAACCAAUUUUUCGACACUCCAACACCCAUGUCAAAGAAGGGGAAAGCCAAAGAAACUUCGAAUAAAACCAGCAUUGAUGAAAUUUUACGUGUAAACUGUUCUGUAUGCAACACAACUCGCGAACAUGUUUAUUGCAUGCGAAGAAAAGUGAGAAACGAGGUCUCUAAAGAUUGGGUGUGUGAAUCUUGCCGAAUCAGCAGUGACUCGAUUCUUAUAGAAUCUGGAGAGGAAGAUGCUGUUGUGACUUCUUCGUUCCAAGAAGAUGAAGCGGUGACCAUAGCAAUGACCAGUGACCAAUUUUCAAAUCCAGUAGAAACUGGUAAAGUUAAGUUAGAUCCUCAUGAAGAAGUUGUUAAGCUAUCUUCAGGAAUCACGGGAACAAUAUUGUCCACAAACAUAAAUCAUACAGAUGAUGAUCCUGAGGAUAUGGAUGAUGCUGAGGGGUUCGAUAAUGAUGAGAAUAUGAGCGGUGAUGAGGAGGUAGAGAAUUAUGUAGCUGGUAGAGGUCCAACAUUGAUGCGUGAGAUAUUUAACGCUCGAAGUGAGGGUAUACGCACUUUGAUAGUGUUCAAUGAGUUUGGACAAGUUAUCGGUCCAGCGAGAACAAAGUUUGUGUCUACACUUGGAUCCAUUGUACGCAGAACUAUUAACAUUAAGCAUGAAAGUUGGGCAAAGGUUCCUAUUUCCGAGAAAAAUAAAGUAUGGAAAAUCGUUGAGGAGACUUUUGAGAUAGAUCCUAAAGCGAGGAAAAAGAUUUUAAAGAUGGGUCGCAGAUAUUGGAAGAACUUCAAAGCAAACCUCACCAAAUGUUGGAUAGAAAAACAUAGAUACACUAAACCGGACAAGCUGAGACACCCACCGAGAGGAUAUAUAUCGGUUAUAAGAAAAAUCGAUUGGGACAACUUUGUCAAAGUUAGACUGAGCCCAGAAUGGGCCGAGAAAAGAAAGAAAAUGCAAGCGUUACGGGCUAAGCAUUCUCACAAUCAUAACAUGUCGAGGGGAGGUUAUAUUUCUAAGGAGGAGCAACUAAUGAAAGAAUGUGAUGGCCAAAUAACUGAGAUUGAUAGGGCCGAGUUGUGGAUGUUAGGCCGAACUAACAAGAAAGGAGAGCUAUCUGUUGAGGCGGCAUCAGUGAAAGCUAAGAUUGAUCAUUACAGACAGUUGCAAACCGAGGGGAAGUGGACACCCGAAGGGUCUAAUGAUUUGCUUACUAUGGCAAUAGGCACCCCAGAGAAUAGAGGGCAUGUUAGGGGUGUGGGAGUUGGCGUGACGCCCACUCAAUAUUUUGACACUCCAACGCCCAUGUCAAGGAAGGGGAAAGCAAAAGAAACUUCAAAUAACACCCGGGUCGAUGAAGCUGUGACAAGAGAUACGACCAAUGAGCAAGUUUCAAAUCUGCAGAAAAAUGUUAUGUUAGAACCUCAUGAAGAAGCCGUUAACCUCAACGAGUCAAAAGAUGAUGAUGAUCAUCCAUUUCCCAAGGAUAGUGGUGAGGAAAUGGAUGAUGCUGAGGGGUUCGAUAAUGAUGAGAACGCGAGUGGUGAUGAGGAGAUAAAGAAUUAUGUUGCUGGUAGAGGACCGACAUUGAUGCGUGAGGUAUUUAAAGCCCGAAGUGAGGGUAUACGCACACCAAUAGUGUUCAAUGAGUUUGGUCAAGUCGUUGGCCCAGCAAGAACAAAGUUCAUAUCGACACUUGGAUCCAUUGUACGCAGAACUGUUAACAUUAAGCAUGACAGUUGGGCAAAAGUUCCUAUUUCCGAGAAAAAUAAACUAUGGAAAAUCAUUGAGGAGACUUUUGAGAUAGAUCCUAAAGCAAGGAAAAAGAUUUUACAGAAGAGUGGCAAAUAUUGGAAGAACUUCAAAACAAACCUCACCAAUUGUUGGAUAGAAAAACAUAGAUACACUAAACCCGACAAGCUGAGACACCCACCGAGAGGAUAUAUAUCGGUGAUAAAAAAAAUCGAUUGGGACAACUUUGUCAAAGUUAGACUGAGUCCAGAAUGGGCCGAGAAGAGAAAGAAAAUGCAAGUGUUACGAGCUAAGCAUUCUCACAAUCAUAACAUGUCGAGGGGAGGUUAUAUUUCUAAGGAGGAGCAACUAAUGAAAGAAUGUGAUGGCCAAAUAACUGAGAUUGAUAGGGCCGAGUUGUGGACAUUAGGCCGAACGAACAAGAAGGGAGAGUUGUCUGUUGAGGCGGCUUCAGUGAAAGCUAACAUUGAUCAUUUUAAACGGCUGCAAACCGAGGGGAAGUGGAAACCCGAAGGGUCUAAUGAUUUGCUUACUAUGGCAAUAGGCACCCCCGAGAAUAGAGGGCAUGUUAGGGGUGUGGGAGUGGGCGUGACGCCCACUCAAUAUUUUGACACUCCAACGCCCGUGUCAAGGAAGGGGAAAGCAAAAGAAGCUUUGGAAAACUCCAAAGUUGAAGCGUUAAGAAGAGAGUUUGAAGAAAAAUUUCGGCAACAAGAAGAAUUCUUCAAACAACAACAAGAAGAAUUCUUACGCCGACAAGAAGCCAUGAUGAAAGCAUUCAUGGAGUCUGCGAGAGGCUCGUCGUCUCAUGCAGUAACGCCUGAGUUGGACACAACACAACCAACAUGUGUAACGAACCUUGAACCCGAUUAAUAGAAAAAAGCAUGAGUUUUCUAGCAAUGAAUGAAAAAUGUAAACUGGUGUAGAUGAUCAAUGUAGAAGUUGGACUGUUGUAGAGUAGAGACUAUACUAUGCUAAACUCUUAAGUUAAGAUGUCAUAUGGUAAAAGAAGCUCAAUGGCUAUGAUUUUGAUAAGAGCCUAGAAUGGGAUAAAAAUUGUCUUUUUUUGCUAGAUGAAUGAGAUUCAUAGUUACAAAAGAAGAAAA